AAUAUUAUGUUACUUUAAUUAGACAUGUGAUUUUGGAUAUAUAAUGUCUAUUUAGUUUGAUUAUUACUUGAGUAUAUUGAAUUGUAUUUACUUCUAUGAAUUCUACCAUGAUAAUUUUCUUAUUAAUAGAUUAAAAUUUUAAUUAAUAUUUUUACAGUAUUUAGUUUAGUUGGUGUCUUCGAUUUAAAUAUAUUUUUGUAAUUAUUUUGAGAAUCAAACGAAAUGAAAAACAAACUAAGGAUGAAUAUAAGGAUGAUUUUCCUUCAAGUCAAGCCAUUAAGUAUUUGGGAUUAGCUAUGAUUUUCUUCUUUACAAGAAGUGUGCGAAACCUUAAGUUUCAAGCCAUUGAAUUGCUGAGGCAUUGAUCCGAAUAAGCGAGAAACUGUGAAAUUGAAUUGGGUUUAAUAUUUUUUUUUUCUUUUGAAAAAAGGCAUUCUAUUUAAAUUGGAGAAAGAAAUGAAAAGAGUCACAGCCUGCCAGCAAUGUGUUUAUAGGCCCAUAUUACAAACCCAUAUGAAUAAAACAUAAUUGAAACCCAACUGAUUAGUGAGAUAAUGCCCAAGUUUGGGAAGGCCCAAGCACUUGUAGAGAGAAUUCUCGACUUUACGAGUUCCAGACGGAGAAAACAGAGGAGAGGAUGCUGGACCUCCUCUAUUUUUAAUUAAAAAAUAAAUUAAAAAUAAAUAGAAAUUAAGAAGAAAAGACUAUAAAAUCUAAGGACUUGAUAUAUUUACUAACUUAUGUCAUUACUAUCCUAUUUAGAUCCGACCCAGACCUAGACCCAAACCCAAAAACCUAUCCAACUUUAACCCUAAUCUUCUUCUUCUUUCUUCUCUUUUCUUCUCCAUUAAUAUUUUUUCACCUUGAAGCAAAAUCAAAAAAAUUCUUCAACCAUCCACCAAAUUUCUCUUUCUUAUCCCAAAUCGAUCAACCCCGAAUCAUAUUUAAUCAAUUUUAUCUUAUCUAGAAGCAAAUUUCAUGUUAUACGUACGAGAUUCAAAAUAUAAAAAAUACGCAGAGUAUUACUAAUACAACUAGUACAACUUCAACUAAUAUAACUAGUACAACUCAAAUUAGUAUAACUAGUAUAACUAUCACGAGUAUAACUAGUAUAAAUAGAUUGAGUAUAACCUUUAUAAUUGAUACAACUUCGCAAUUAAUAAGGUGAUUUUUAAUUUUUUUUGUUUUCGGAGUAUGAAGAUGACAGAAACGAUGAUCAUGUAUAACCUAUAAGAUAUGUUCGUCUAAUAUUCCCCGUCAUGUUUGUAUCAAAUACAUGAAUAUGUUAUUUUAAUAGUAUUCUAUUUGGAUAGUGAUUUGUUUAUAAGUUGUACCAGUUAUACGAGUUGUACUAUUUUUGAAAAAAAAUCGCCUUUUUUUUGCUCUCAAAGCCAAAAAAAUAGAUGCGGAACCAGAAAAGUAUUCAGCCAUGGUUCCAAAAAAAACGAGUUACCUGGAAAAAAAAAGGAGGGAGCAUCGGCGAUGAGUAAGAGUGACUGACUCACUGGCGAUUAACAAAAAAAAAGGACUCCACUGUGAGGAAGAGGGAUGCCACAAUGAAGAAGAAAGAUGCAAUGAUGAAGAAGAGAGAUGCAACAAAGAAGAAUGAAGUUGUCGCGAAGAAGAGUGAAGUCGUGACAAAUAAAAUAGAUGCAAUUUUGUCAUCAUAUACCAUUUACGAUAUUUGUUUGUUUAUUUCAUAUGUAAAACAUGAUUUAGUAGCCGUGUUAAUUAUAUUAGCUACAUAUUAUACAUAAAUUAUAACAUUUAUGCACAUUUAAAACAAUACUAAGUAAAAUAACAAGUAGUUGUACCAGUUUUCUAGUUAUACCGACUAUACACAGUUGUACUAGUUUUUGAGUUGUACUAGUUUGUGCAUAGUUGUACAUUGGCAGUGAAAUCGAAAAAUAUUAGUUGUACCACAUAAUAAAUACAUUUACCUUAGUUGUACCGCUUAUUUAUCUUUACAUGUCUUUGCCCGGUUACAAUAAAAUCAUCCAUUUCGUCAAAAUACAUUUCACGAAUGUUUUUGAAAAAUUAAGUGGAUAAACAAGUUAACAAACCUUAAACUUAUAAGGUAGAUCAUGUAAAUUUAUGGAGUUGUGUAAUAGUUUUCAAAAAAAAAAUUCAAAACCUCAAAUAAAUUAAGAGAAACUUCUGAGUACAUACCAAUUAGGAUAUUUGAUUGUUUUUCUUAUAUGAAAUACCAAAUUGGUUGUCAUUUUCUGAAAUGUGAAAGUUAUACUAGUUGUACCAGUAAUACUCAUAUAUAUAUACUAGUUGUACCAGUAAUAUAUAUAUGUCUAGUUUUAGAGAUUGUGCCAAUAUUUUACAUCAUAUAUUGGUAAAAAUAUGUUCGAUGUUUGUUUAUCAUAAUAAUAUGACGGAUCAACGAGCUAUUUCCCCACAUGAACUAUCGCAUAGCAUCAGAUGUCUCUCAGACUAUUGCCUCAUUUUAUAUAUCCCCUAAAAAAUAGUUUGAGAUUGAUUUCUCCACAAAUGUUGGUUUAGGAAAAAAUUGGUAUAAUCACCGGUACAGACCAUCAAACCGUAAAAUAAAACCGAAAAACCAGUUUUGAACUCAACACUUGACCAAGUUUUACCCGACCCAUUAAACCCUCUUUUAAAAUCUCCAAUGGUACACGUGAAGAACCCUAAAAUUAUUUUUUUUAAAAAAAUUUGAUUGUUUGAAUCUUCAUCGAUCAGAAAUGGUGAUGUAUGGGUCGUCAAAUUCUGCGUACAGAGCUUUGAGUGGUCACUUUCCGAGUUCUCGUCUGGUCAGAAUCAAUGAGCCAAGGUGGUGAAAUGAAAAAGCUUGAAAAAUUGAAAUUACAAGUGUUAUAUCAUAGUUUAUGAUAUGGGUCUAUUAUAUUUGGAUAAAACCCACAAGAUUUAGUUAAGAAAGCUGUGAAAUCGUGAAAAGAGAGUGAAAGUUGGGACAUUUAGGAUCUGCAAAUCGCAUAGGGUAGAAGACGAGGACAAAAUCGUCAUUUAUAUUCAUUUAAUUAAAAUCAAAACUUCAUAAAGUGCGAUAGAACUAGCUCGAACUCGUGACCUGUAGUGCUAAUUUAAAAUGCAACAACCACCAACCUAUGGAUCUUCAUUACAGUUUACCAUAUGUAAUAUAUAUAACAGCCAAGAAACACAUCCUCGUUAUAAGGCUUCAUCUCCUCGGCUCAGCUUCUCUGCAACUAAUAUCAUCUCCACGAAAAAUAUAUAAUCUCUAGGCCUUUAGUCUUCGUUCUUCAACUUCAGUCUUCUCUACCAAAUUUCACUUUUGCUUUCAUCUUCGUAUUGAAACACUCAGAUUUUUUUUACCUAGAUUUCUAUUUGGGGUUAAUUGUCGGGUGUGGGUUUCGGGUUAACAAAUUUUCGGGUGUGGGUUAUUGGUUAUUGGUUUAAGAGAUAUAAUCGGAUCCUAAUCGGGUCUUACAUGGUUUAUAAUCGGUUAAAUAAUGUUUUCGGUUUAGUUUUUAUAUAGUAAACCAAAAUAAUUAAUUUGUAUGGGUUUAUAAGUUUGGAACUUUAAAUUCAAGGGGAAAUAAGUAUUUAACUUUUGUUUCAUGGAGAAUUAAAUUUGAAACUUUUUUCUCGGGGAUAUAGAGGACAAUGCAAUAGUUUGGGAGACAUCUGAUGCUAUAUGAUAGUUCUCGUGGGGAAAUAGCUUGUUUUCCCUAAUAUGACUAAUAUAGUUAACAAACCUUAAAAAUAUAAAGUGUAUAAUGUAGUAAUUUAACAACAAUUGAAAAAUUUUAAAUAAAAUAGAAGAUGUUUUUCAUCAUUUACAAAUUAGGAUAUUUGCUUGUUUAUUUAUGUGUAAAAAUAAAUUAUUAGUCGUGUCUAAUAACUAUUUAUUAUAUAUAAAUUAUAAUAUUUAUAUACCAGUUAUACAAUUUCUUAAUAAUGUUUAGUUGUACAAGUAAUAUUAGUUAUACUCAGUCAAAUGAAAGAAUGACAUAAAAAAUAUGUGUGGUUGUGAAUUGUUUACAUGGUUUAGAUUAAAAAAAAAAGAAGAGAGAAGGAAAGAUAAAUGUAAAUUUGAUGGUCAAGAUUAAAACAAAGGGAUAAGAUCUGAUGGCUAAGGUUGAACCAUCAUUAAUAGCAAAAUGGUCAUUUACACAGCCAUUGUCCUAUGUAGAUUCAUUUAGGUGGUUGGAGAUUUUUUUUCAUCUAUUUGUCCCAUUUCAGAUUAAAGUCCAGGAGGAGAGGCGAGGGGAGGUGAUGAUCGUCUCAGGGGGCUUGAAAAUUUGUCUAUGCAAUCUGUCGUUCCGCUCAGACCAAAUCAUGUAAAAUUGCUGAAGAUCGGUGAUGGUUCGGUCCCAGGAGGCAUUCGGCGUCGUUCUGCUUCGUCGUGCUAUGGUCGACCAGAUCCGCCAAGAGUAGCUGCGUUGUUGCAGAGAAGUCAGGAGGGAUCAGUAGGCAAUCCCCAGCUCAGCAAUCGAUCUCGGGUGGGACACCGAUCUAAGAGCAGGAGCCAUGUCAGAAAGCUGUGCUUAGGGAUACCUUGUCGCAGCCAAACGAUGUUGAACCAAGGAACAGUCGGAUUGUGGGGCUUUAGUGAUCUUCUUCUUGAUUUAGCGUAACAGAGGAGAUGAAGCCUUGUAGGAGUACUUGUGCCUCUGAUCUUGCCGGUGGGAGGAUCCAAUAACCAUCAACAAACAGGUCUGAGACGGUGGCAUGUCUUGGGAUUCCUAAUCUCGAGUGCGGUUGGAGAUGAAGGAAGUCUGCCAUGUUACCAUGGGGGGACCAGUUAUCACUCCAAAAACGAGUGCGUCUUCCAUUCCCUUAAUCGAAGUAAGCGCUUGACAAGCCAUGAAUGGUUGUUUGAUUCUUUUAUUGUCCAGAAAUUGGAGCGAUCACCAGAUAGGAUUUCCUCAACAAACCAAGCAAUUUUUGGGUUUAAUAUUCUUGUUAUGCUUUGCAGUACUUAGUUAUAGUUUCCUUGCCAGAAACUCUCAAAUUUCUAUGGUUACAGCCACUACUUGAGUCUGAGGCAUUCUCCUCACUAACAGAUUCAAAGUCGCUGCAUAUAACUCAAAUACAUUGAAUGUUUUUCGUUUCUUAUCUAUCAAGACAUUAAUUUUAUAUAUAUAAUGGAGCAUAUUCUUAAAUAAAAUGAAUCAUUUCGAAGAAAGUUUUUUGUUGUUGAUUUCUUGGCAUAUAUAUAUAGUGUGUUUCUUUCCAUGUGUCUCUAUUUGUAUAUUGUAUUAGUCUAAUAGGUUUGAUCUAUAUUAUCUUUGAAUUCCUUGUAUUAUAACCAGAGGCAGAAUGAACCCAUUGGAUUGAAACAUUUUAUGAGACUCUAUCAUAUUUAACUGUUCGAAAUUGUUACAAAACAUUACAUUUAUAUAUUAAUUUGUAGAAAUAAUGAAUUAACAUGAUAUAUAUGACAAAAUAUUUUUUAAUUUGAAAAAAAUAUAAUUAUUAAAAUUUAUUUAAACUAUUCAAUAGAUAAAAUUUAGUAAUAUAUAAAAUUAAAAAAUUCAAAGUUAAAUAUAUUUGUGUCUUCCAAUUUUGUUUUGUUUAGGUAUAAUUUGGAUGGGACCCCAUAUUUUCAUGCCUGGACUCUAUUUAUUACUUAAUUUUUAAUGAACCCAUAUUACAAACAACUUUUGUGAAGAAAGGAAGAUCAAUGCGGCCGUGCAAGAAAAGAAGAGUAUUUAGGUCCACAUAACAAAAAAAAAACCAUAAUGAAGUAAAUAUCCUUUCACUAGUUUUGGCGCUGUUGACAAUUUGAUAAUCUUUUUCUAUCUAACUAUUUUUCACCCACGUUCUCCUUCUCUUUCCUUAUAUUUCUAGUGACUUAAUCUGCACAUUUUUUAACCGUAAACAAGUUUAAUCCGCUGUUGGCCCUUGUCCCCUGUCCUCGUUAUUGUCACUGUCUCCUAUACCUUCUUGAAAACCGCAGAUAAAAACGACAUUACACUGAUUGAAACAGUCGUCAACCAUCGCCAUACCAUGGAUAACGUUCGUGGCGAGGUUCAGCGUUAAUGUUUCACUGCCGUGUUGUCAGCUACAUAUUCUCCGUUCAAUACAUCAUAUGGUUCUAGCGAGUAUGUCUCUCUAGACGAGAUCAUUAUGUAACUGCUCCCGUCGUUUCUUCAAAAUUGAUCAUGAUAUGAUAUGGAGGAUUUUAAAGUGAUUCAUGGUGUGUAACAGAGAGAUCUUUGAUUCACAAGUUGGUAAAAGCACAUGGUUUUAUGGAUAAGCCUAUAGUUAUAGAAAGAAUGGGUUCUUCUUGAGAUCAAGACGACGACCUGAUUAAUUUUGACCAUAUUGUACGUAUUUUAUGUAUGUUAAAUAUGUAUGGCUUAUCCAUAAGCACACAAAUGUUAUCAUACAUAUUUAACAUACAUAAAAUACAGACGACUACCCUCAAUUGAAAUGUAUUUUAUGUAUGUUAAAAUACAUAAAGAAUUUUUUUUUUAUUUGUAUUAAUUCAAAAUAAAUUUAUCUCUAAUUUCAUUUUUUAUUUUCAAUAUUUUGGUGUCACUUUAUCUAAUUACAUAUAAGCACACAAAUGUUAUCAUACAUAUUUAACAUACAUAAAAUACAUACAAAUACAUAAAGCACAUGGUCUUAUGGAUAAGCCUAUAGUUAUAGAAAUAAUGGGUUCUUCUAAUUACAUAUAAGCACACAAAUUCUUUAUUUAUAAUUUAUAUUUAAUGGUAAUUAUUAAUUUAUGCUUUUAAUGAGAUCAUAUAUUUAAUUGAUAUUUUUCUCAAUAUUAUUAUUAUCUUAUUAUCAUAUUAUUUUAUCGAAUUAUAUCAUAUUUUAUAUUGUUUCAUCUUAAGACCGGAAAUUUGUUAAUUUAUAGAGUUUACUGUAUAUUGUAUAAAUAGUUAAUCUUUACUUAAAAAACUGCAUAAUCUAAAACUGAUUUAAUUGUAAGCAUAACCUAGACUAUUUUUUUAAGAUAAUAUAUUAAUAACUAAUAUUAUUACGAUAUUCUAUCUAGCUUAAUCUGUUAUAUUAGUUAUAUAAACUAGUUUAAUGCUCCAGUUACGAUGAUAUUUAUUGUAAACCCAAUAUUUCAAUAAUUUGUCCUAAAGAUUUAUUUUUAUAAUUAAUUAUUUUCUUUAUUAUAUAGCAGAACAUAAAACAUAAAUACAAACAUAAACAUGAUCAUAUUCAAAACGAAAUUCUAAACAUCAUUAUAUACUUAAGUUAGUCUUCAAAAAAUAAACUUAAGUUAGUCAAAUAUAAUCUAAUUUACUUAGUUUAAUUAUUUUUAAGGAUAAAAGUUUCUUAUUUGUCUUAAUACAUAUAAAAUAGAGGAAAAGAAAAUUGAAUUUUGUAUAGUUUGGUUAGCUUUUUGGUAUUGUUUUGAUAAAACCAAACCAAAAUAUAUACACUGCUCAUAAAUAUCAAAAAGGAAAGAAAUAUAAUUAAAAACCUUUUAAAGUAUUGCUGACACUUGAUGAUAGAAAGUUUGACCAUAUCAAUUGUUUCCAAAGUAAAAUGGUUUGAGUUUUAUUAUAAGAAUACCAACUUUCUCGUAUACAAUACACAUUUCUUCUCUUAUCAUCUUCCUCAUAUUCUUGAUUCGGGCUAGCUAAAAGGUUUUCAUUUUCAUUUAUAAAUAAACUCUUUAUUACAGAUAUUCUGUUUCUGACGAUCUAUUUGUUUGUGUGUACGUGUCUCAUUACAGUUCAGAGUUUUCUUCCCAACAAAAAUAAGUGAUUCUAAAGAAAACUUCAUGGAGAUGACGUCCUUCUCGGCUUCACAAUUGAUUUUCACCAUUGCCCCUCCUUCUCCAGAUGCCAUUAUCGGGCCUCCAGAGAUGGUGGAAAGUUCCGGUGGCGAUCAUGCAACAAUGAUGAUAUCCAACAACGGUCUUCCUCAUCAGCGGAUGGACGUUGAUCAGGCUCCUGAAGAUCACAACAUUAUUGAUGUUCUAAACGUCGAACCUUCAUCUCCAAAAAGAAGGGGAAAUGAGGUAUCAUUAUCAAACAUGAUUAUAGCCUCAAGAACGGGCAGAUACGAUGAAAGGGUCAUAAUUCAAAUGAAAAGUGAAGAAAACAAUCUUGACGAUGGUUAUAGCUGGAAAAACUAUGGUCAGAAACUCAUCAGGGGGAACCCAAAUGUGAGGAGGUACUACAAAUGCACAUUCAGUGGGUGCGACGUGAAGAAGCAUGUGGAGAGAAGAGCAGACAAUGCGAAGUCAUUGGUGAUUACAUACUAUGGGAAUCAUGAGCACGAUGCACCAGUUCAACGCAGAAAGAGUUACUCUCUAAAGAAGCGGUCAGGUUCUUCAAUGUUUCAAGAUGCUAGCAAUCGAACCCCUCGAUUAGGCAGGCCACCUUUUUCCUCUUCGGCCUUUCAGGUUUUCCCUCCUUCGUUGGAACCACACCUUGGUAUGACACAGAUCAAUAUGAAUGGACUCUCUAAACUGCCGAGUUUACCAGCCAACCAGAUGGUACAUAGGUAUACAUGGGGAUAAGGGAUCGUCUAUUUCUUAACCUUUGUGUCAACCUUUAGAUAGUAAAACCUUAACCAAAAAAAUGAUGUAAACCCUUUUUAUAUCCUUAGUGAUAUACAAUAAUGUACAAGAUAUAAAGUCUUGUAGUCAUCCCUUUCAUCAUGGUUUUUAAUGCAUAUUAUCUUUAAGUUGACCUGUUUAAUUUCAAACAGUCAGAGAUGGUUAAUCCAGAUAAACAAAUAAUAAUUUCUCUUUCUAUGGGCUUUCUUUACGUGUUUUGUAGAUUUUUUUCUUCAAAAAAGUCCUUCAUGCCUUCGUGUAAUUCACUGUUUCGUUAAAUUAUGUGUAUGGUUAAAACAAAAUUGGUCUAAAAUGUGUAUGGUUAAGUUAAAGUUUGAACCGAUUGUAGAUAGGUCUAUGAUUUGCCUUUCAGGUGAAAAGAGCACAAACCGGGUUCAAGCAGGUUGUCUAGUUUCUAUUUAAACCGAUCAUUGGUGACUCGGUUCAGUCGGCAAGGUUAAGGCUAAAUCGUGUCAACAGGUCAGAAGGGGAAAAAAUUGAUUGUAUCAAUCAUAUAGUCAUAUUAUACUUCAUUAAUAGAGUCGUAUGUAACAUGCCUGAUUAUAUCCAUCUUCCUUCAAGUCAAGCCUUUACGUAUUUAGGAUUAGCUAUGAUUUUCUUCUAUACAAGAAAUGUGUGAAGCCUUAAGUUUCAAGCCACUGAGUUGCUGAGGCAUUGAUCCGAAUAAGCGAGAAAGUGUGAAAUUGAAUUGGGUUUAAUAUUCUUGUUAUGCUUUGCAGUACUUAGUUAUAUUUUCCUUGCCAGAAACUCUCAAAUUUCAAUGGUUACAGCCACUACUUGAUCGAGUCUGAGGCAUUCUCCUCACUGACAGAUUCAAAGUCGCUGGAUAUAACUCAAAUACAUUUAAUGGUUUUUUUCGUUUCUUAUCUAUCAAGACAUUAAUUGUCUAUAUAUAUAAUGGAUCAUGUUCAUAAAGAUAAUGAAUCAUUUUGAAGAAAGUUUUUUGUUGUUGAUUUCUUGGCAUAUAUAUAGUGUUUCUUUCUAUGUGUCUCUAUUUGUACAUUGUAUUAGUCUAAUAGGUUUGAUCUGUAUUACAUUUGAAUUCCUUGUAUUAUAACCAGAGCCAGUAUGAACUCAUUGGGUUGAAACAUUUCAAUGAGACUAUCAUAUUUAACAGUCCCAAAUUGUUGCAAAACAUUAUAUUUAUAUAUUAAUUUGUAGAAAUAAUGAGCUCUGUUUAUUACUUAACUUUUAAUGAACCCAUAUUACAAACAACUUUUGUGAAAAAAGGAAACUCAAUGAGGGCAGUGAAAUAAAAAAAAGAGUUUAGGUUCCAUAUAACAAAAAAAACAUAAUUAGGUAUUAUGAGCUGUUACAUUUCAAUUGCGAGUAGUUGUUGCUAUCAUGUAACAUUUUAGCUUGUCAUUAACUGAUAAAUAUAUGGUUGGUUGCUAUAAAUUAGGUAUUAUGAGCUGUUACAUGUUUUGUUAUAUGUUAAGAACUGUGGUUGAUGCUAAUUGGUAAAUGGUUGGUUAGAUGAUACAAAGUAUUGGUUGAUACAUGUUUGAUUAGCUAUUACAAAUCAUGUUUCCGCUUUUUUAAAUGCUGGUAAAAAGUUAAAAAUAGUUCUCGAUAGUUGAUACAUUAUUCAAUCAUUAUCUAUUUAGCUUCUACAUUCUUGACGGUUAACAAUGAUCAUAUUAUACGUAAACUAUUAUGCUAUUGAUUCUUCUAUGAUUUACAUGUAAAUAUAGGUCGCUAACAAAGAUGUAGUAUAUGCUAAUAUAAA
Brassica rapa (field mustard) is the source of this 10232-nucleotide messenger RNA. RefSeq names its product probable WRKY transcription factor 10. NCBI's taxonomy places the organism in Eukaryota, Viridiplantae, Streptophyta, Magnoliopsida, Brassicales, Brassicaceae. Gene Ontology annotation, biological process: regulation of DNA-templated transcription. Gene Ontology annotation, molecular function: sequence-specific DNA binding; DNA-binding transcription factor activity. The record is from RefSeq and is a predicted model, not a curated record.